Echinops telfairi (small Madagascar hedgehog) is the source of this 2201-nucleotide messenger RNA. It is a transcript of the gene SLC5A8, whose product is annotated as solute carrier family 5 member 8. The record is from RefSeq and is a predicted model, not a curated record. The transcript is spliced from 15 exons. Lineage: Eukaryota; Metazoa; Chordata; Mammalia; Afrosoricida; Tenrecidae. Gene Ontology annotation, cellular component: membrane. Gene Ontology annotation, molecular function: organic acid:sodium symporter activity. Bases 1 to 1833 code for a protein of 610 amino acids. Gene Ontology annotation, biological process: sodium ion transport; propanoate transmembrane transport.
AUGGGGGCGGCGCGGGGCAUCGGCACCUUCGUGGUGUGGGACUACGUGGUGUUCGCCGCGAUGCUGCUCAUCUCGGCCGUCAUCGGCAUCUACUACGCCUUCGCGGGGGGCGGCCAGAAGACCUCCAAGGACUUCCUGAUGGGCGGCCGCAGCAUGACGGCCGUGCCCGUGGCGCUGUCGCUCACCGCCAGCUUCAUGUCGGCUGUCACCGUCCUGGGCACCCCCUCCGAGGUCUACCGCUUUGGGGCCAUCUUCACCAUGUUCGCCUUCACCUACUUCUUCGUGGUGGUCAUCAGCGCCGAGGUCUUCCUUCCCGUCUUCUACAAACUGGGGAUCACCAGCACCUACGAGUACUUAGAACUUCGAUUCAACAAAUUUGUUCGUCUCUGCGGAACUAUUCUCUUCAUUGUGCAAACAAUUCUGUAUACUGGAAUUGUUAUUUAUGCCCCUGCCCUGGCUUUGAAUCAAGUCACCGGGUUUGAUCUAUGGGGUGCAGUAGUGGCAACAGGUGUAGUCUGCACCUUCUACUGUACAAUGGGUGGCCUUAAAGCAGUCAUCUGGACAGACGUUUUCCAAGUUGGGAUCAUGGUGGCUGGAUUUGCGUCUGUGCUGAUACAGGCUUCCAUUGUGCAAGGCGGCAUGAGCACGAUCCUGAAUGAUUGCGACCGCGGUGGGAGGUUAAACUUCUGGAAUUUUGAUCCAAACCCUUUGCAGAGACACACGUUCUGGACAAUUAUUAUAGGAGGGACCUUCACGUGGACCAGCAUCUAUGGUGUCAACCAAUCCCAGGUGCAGAGAUAUAUUUCCUGCAAAAAUAGAUUCCAGGCAAAAAUGUCUCUGUACAUCAACCUCGUGGGGCUCUGGGCCAUCCUCAUCUGCUCAGUGUUUUGUGGGCUCGCCCUGUAUUCCCGGUACCAUGACUGUGAUCCUUGGACAGCUAAGAAAGUGUCUGCACCAGACCAGCUCAUGCCUUACUUGGUUCUGGACAUCCUUCAAGAUUACCCAGGACUUCCUGGACUCUUUGUGGCCUGCGCUUACAGUGGAACACUAAGCACAGUGUCCUCCAGUAUAAAUGCCUUAGCAGCAGUCACUGUGGAAGAUCUCAUCAAACCUCGCUUCAGAUCCCUCUCAGAAAAGUCUCUGUCUUGGAUUUCCCAAGGAACAAGUGUGCUCUACGGAGCCCUGUGCAUUGGAAUGGCUGCUCUGGCCUCACUCAUGGGAGCUCUGUUACAGGCAGCACUCAGCAUCUUUGGCAUGGUAGGCGGACCACUUCUGGGAUUGUUUUCUCUGGGCAUUUUGGUUCCUGUUGCCAACUCAGUUGGAGCCCUUGUUGGUCUGAUGGCUGGCUUUGCCAUUUCUUUGUGGGUUGGGAUUGGAGCUCAACUCUAUCCACCGCUUCCAGAGAGAACUUUGCCAUUAAGCCUGGAAACCUAUGGCUGUAACAUCACCCACAAUGCGACGGAUUUGUUGACAACCACAGAGAUGCCUUUUUCUACGAGUGCUUUCCAAGUACACAACCCUGUAAGGACUCCACUGAUGGAUAACUGGUAUUCCUUAUCAUAUCUCUACUUCAGUACCCUUGGGACUUUGGUAACCAUACUCGUGGGGACCAUUAUUAGUUUAAUAACAGGAGGAAGAAAACAAAACAUAGACUCCAGAUUCCUGCUAACCAAAGAGGACUUUUUGUCUAAUUUUAAUAUUUUUAAGAAAAAGCAUGUCUUAAACUAUAAAUCUCAUCCUGUGGGAGAUGGUGGAACUGAUAAUCCUGCCUUCAACCACAUUGAAUUGAACGUCACGGACCAAAGCAGCAAGAUCAAGGGGACCCGUUUGUGAACGCGCCAAAAGGAGACCGCUGAAACCGUGCCUCUGCUUUCCAGGGUUGCCGGGAUCAUUGGAUCCAGUUUAGCUUGUCAUCUUAACUCUCUCAUAAGUGAUCUGGGGGAACUCGGGGGAGAGGGCAUUGCAUUUUUUCUUAAAGUCCAGCCUUGUUGCCGUGACUCCGCUCAUUCGUGGAGACAACGUGCAUGAAGAGAGCACCAGCGCUUCCCUCUCUUUCUCUUUGACUCGGAUUUUCACGGACACCGCAAUGCGGCCUCUUUCAGACCCUCGCUCUGUCUACAUUCUUAAAUUCUGUUUUGCUUUGCACUUUUUCUUUUUUUUUAAUUUAAACAUUUAUUAUAAUGUAUUUUUAAAAAUCAUCU